This is a messenger RNA of Cucurbitaria berberidis CBS 394.84, 1809 nucleotides long. Its product is annotated as acyl-CoA dehydrogenase NM domain-like protein. Gene Ontology annotation, cellular component: mitochondrion. The coding region runs from base 129 to 1442 and encodes 437 amino acids. The record is from RefSeq and is a predicted model, not a curated record. NCBI's taxonomy places the organism in Eukaryota, Fungi, Ascomycota, Dothideomycetes, Pleosporales, Cucurbitariaceae. Gene Ontology annotation, molecular function: flavin adenine dinucleotide binding; acyl-CoA dehydrogenase activity. The transcript is spliced from 3 exons.
CGAAGGCGCGGAUUUGAUCGGCUGUAUUGUGCUGCCUCGGCACAACGCCUGCGACGAUCCAGUGCUUGAAAGUCGCCCAAUCCCCACACACAUGUUUCUCUUGGAGGCUUGAAAUUACUGUCUCGACCAUGGCAUCACUAUCACGAUCACUCAGACCGUUUGCACGCGCCGCUGCUGCUUCGUCACGCUCUCUACGACCCGCAGUACUUCGGGCCGCCCCGCAAGCACGAUGCCUCUCAGCGACGCGCGCUCGCCGUGAAGCCUUUGACAUCUCUGACGUUCCCCCAACGCCCAUAACCCACCUCUCGGAGACGGAGACGCUCAUGAGCGAUUCCGUGUCCAAGUUCGCCAACGAUGUCAUUCUACCGAGAGCACGAGACAUGGAUGAGGCAGAGGCCAUGGACCCCGCUGUGGUAGAACAGCUCUUUGAGCAGGGUCUCAUGGGCAUUGAGAUACCCGAGGAAUACGGCGGCUCGGGCAUGAACUUCACAUCCGCCAUCAUUGCUAUUGAGGAGCUGGCGCGUGUGGAUCCUAGUGUCAGCGUCCUAUGCGAUGUACACAACACAUUGGUCAACACAGCUGUCCUAAAGUUUGGCUCAGAGAAGAUUAAGAAGCAGUGGCUGCCCAAGCUGGCAACCAACACGGUCGGAUCCUUCUGUCUUUCAGAGCCCGUCUCCGGGUCAGACGCUUUCGCUCUUGCCACCAAAGCCACACGGACAGACAAUGGGUACAAGAUCAGCGGUAGCAAGAUGUGGAUCACGAACAGCGUCGAGGCAGACUUCUUCAUCGUCUUUGCCAACCUUGACCCAAGCAAGAAGUACAGGGGCAUCACUGCCUUCAUCGUCGAGAAGGGCACCCCUGGCUUCUCCAUUGCGAAGAAGGAGAAGAAGCUCGGCAUCAAGGCCAGCAGCACAUGCGUCAUCAACUUCGACGAUGUCGAGAUCCCCAGAGAUAACCUGCUUGGCAAGGAGUUUGAGGGCUACAAGUACGCCAUUGGUCUUUUGAACGAGGGUCGUAUUGGUAUUGCCGCACAAAUGACGGGUCUGGCACUAGGCGCCUGGGAGAAUGCCGCAGGGUACGUGUGGAACGACCGCAAGCAGUUCGGCCAGCUCAUCGGAGAGUUCCAGGGCAUGCAGCACCAGCUCGCACAAGCCUGGACCGAGAUUCAAGCCGCCCGCGCCCUCGUGUACAAUGCUGCCCGCAAGAAGGAGGCCGGCGAGGACUUCGUCAUGGAUGCUGCCAUGGCCAAGCUGUAUGCCUCCCAGGUCGCUGGAAAGGUAUCCAGCUCGGCUGUUGAGUGGAUGGGCGGCAUGGGCUUCGUCCGCGAGGGGCUUGCGGAAAAGUACUUUAGGGACAGCAAGAUUGGUGCUAUUUAUGAGGGAACCAGCAACAUCCAGUUGACCACCAUUGCGAAGCAUCUUCAAAAGCAGUAUACCAAAUAGGUGCAUCAUCCAACAGGGGGACGGGCGUACUUUUGCAUUGCGGGAGCAUUUAUUGUAGAUACUUGAAUCGAUUGCAUGUGAACGGACGGGGCAUGUCUCCAUACAUGUCAACUUGCGCAAAGCAUCGUGGGGGUCAAGAUGUGUCCCAACGUAGCUACUUCCUACAGCGAGGGAUAGGUACUGCAGUUGAGUGAUGCCGAUCGUGGAUAUUUACACCAAAGGCUAGUGAUCUGAGGGGAAAAUGGUUGCCGAACGCGCGGGGAUUGGAAGCGAAUUUGACCGUGGAUGGCAUGACAUACAUGACACGACAAGCCCGGAAUCUUGAGGCUUACCCCGUAUCACAGGGGUGAUUUGUUGCCCCAUUUGC